Messenger RNA from Hylaeus volcanicus, 3425 nucleotides. RefSeq lists its product as uncharacterized. Gene Ontology annotation, molecular function: enzyme regulator activity. The record is from RefSeq and is a predicted model, not a curated record. The transcript has 19 exons. The coding region runs from base 50 to 3298 and encodes 1082 amino acids. Gene Ontology annotation, cellular component: proteasome storage granule; proteasome regulatory particle, base subcomplex; nucleus. NCBI's taxonomy places the organism in Eukaryota, Metazoa, Arthropoda, Insecta, Hymenoptera, Colletidae. Gene Ontology annotation, biological process: proteasome-mediated ubiquitin-dependent protein catabolic process; regulation of protein catabolic process.
GAAAUUCGUUUUAGUAUUAUUUUUUAUUCUUUCAAUACAAGUAUCAGUAAUGUCACUAGAUAUAUUAGUACCUAAUAAUGAUAAUACUUUGCAAAUUUCGUCAAGUGUUCGAGGGGUUGUUCAGUUACUAAAGGAUACAAAUUUACAAGUCGUUGCGUCCGCGCUUGAUACAUUACUUAUGUGCGUAGAAGAAAAUUGGCAUGAAAUCGCUGAAGGCCUUGUUAUUAUUGAAGAUUUGGCUUUAAAUAAAAAUUUUGUACACCAUAAAAAAGCAUCACUUUUAGCUGCUAAAAUCAUGUACCAUCUUAACACUUUGGAUGAAGCACUUAUGCAUGCUAUGAGAUCAAAAGAGUUGCUAAAACUGGAUGAAGCUUCGGAAUUCAUCCAUACAAUUGUUGCGGAAGCCAUCCAGCGUUACUGUUCUGAAAGACAAGAGAUUUUCGACCAGCUUGCGAAAGAAUGUGAUUCUAGCGAUCUCAAAAAAGUUGCAUUUGAGUCUUCUAAUUUUCUUCAUAAGUUUCCAAGUGUUAGAUUUAAGGUGGAAACAAAUUUAAUGUUUGAAUCUUUGGUCCAUCAAAUGAUUGAAAGUUCUUGUAAAAUGGGAGAAGCUGGAGCAAUAAAGUCUUUAGGGAUUGCCUUGGAAGCUCGCCGUUUAGACCUCAUAAAUCGAAUUAUAAAAGAAAGUCCCUGGAAAUCUCAACUUUUAAAAUUCUGUAGUACUCAUUCUCAAAAAACGAUAUCUUCAAAACGUUUUCGAACUUUACUUCAGCAUGUUGUUGUCGAGUUAUAUGAAAAUUUGUUUCCAUUUCAUAAUCGAACGCUUCUGUUCCGAGAAUAUGUUUCAAUAACUCGUGCUUUAGCUGUUAAUGAAGACGAUGAGCGUUUAGCAAACUUGUUAGGUUCUUUAGUCACACCGGCGGAUGGUGUGGAAAAAGAGGACGAAGUUAUUCUAGCUUACCAAAUUGCAUUCGACUUAGUAACGUUUGAGAAUCAAGCUCUUUUAACAAAAGUCUUAAACCAUCCUUGUCUUGCUGAAGAGAAUCAUGUUACUGAAAAAAAGAAUGAUAACUCCUCUACAGAAAUUUCGAGCCGAGAUCCCAGUCCAGGAAAGGAUACGGAUCGUGAUGAAGCAAUCAUCUUAUCUGAUAGAAAUGAUUCGGUAACGGAGCCCUUGAUUGCUAAAUCAAUUUCUUCUUAUUCUGACAAUACGCGAAAUCUUGUUAAUGGGAAAGAUUCAUCUCCUAUAAAAACCGGUGAAUGUGGUGAAAAAUCAAUAAAAGAGGUUAAAAACAAUACAAACGUCUCGAUUUCACGGUUGCGUCAAAUUUUGUCCGGAGAUGUACUGUUGAACUUAACAGUUAAUUUCCUUUAUCGAGAAAAUCAUACAAACUUGCUUUUAUUAAAUCAAAUUAAAAAUUCUGUAGAUCCACGGUCAUCUGUUACACCUAAUGGAAUCGUGAUUUGUCAUGCGUUUAUGCAGUGUGGUACUACUAGUGAUGUGUUUGUCCGAGAAAAUCUGGAGUGGUUCGGUCGUGCUGUUUGUUGGGCUAAGUUCACCGUCGCUGCAGCCAAUGGCGUCUUACACAAGGGCCACACAACAGCAUCAAAACAAGUUCUCUCCGCGUAUUUACCAGGAUCGGGUGGGGGUCCUUACAGUGAAGGAGGAUCUUUGAUGGCAAUAGGCUUGAUUCACGCAAAUCGUUUCAACGUAGAGAUACGUCAAUAUUUACUGGAACAGUUGAAAAAUGCUCAAACCUAUUGUCCUCAAAACUAUGAGCCGUUACAACACGGCGCCUGUAUUGGGCUGGGGUUACUUGGAUUGGGGUCGAAUGAUGAAGAGAUAUUAAUGAAAUUGAAGGAUGUUUUGUUUGCUGAUACAGCGGUGGCUGGGGAAAGUGCUGGAAUUGCAAUUGGCAUGGUUUCUUUAGGUUCCGGAUCGAGUGAAACUGCGCACGAAUUAUUAAAACAUGCACAUGAAACGGAGCACGAGCGUUCUGCUAGAGGGUCUGCGCUGGGUGUUGCGUUUUUACUUUAUCGCAAAGAAGAGGAAAGCCUACCGGUGUUACAGAAAAUGAUUGAAGAUAAAGAUCCUAUGAUACGGUAUGGUGGUAUGUUUGGUAUUGGAAUGGCUUACUGUGGUACAUCAAACAAUAACGCGCUGCGGCGUUUAUUGCAUACGGGUGUUUCUGACGCUUCUAAUGAUGUUCGAAGAGCUGCUGUUAUGAGCAUUGGUUUUGUAGCGUGCGAUUCUCCAAAUCAAGUUCCCCGCAUUGUCGGUCCUCUUGCUGAUUCAUUCAAUCCGCACGUUCGUUAUGCUGCUGCGAUAGCAGUAGGUGUCGGCUGUUGUGGUAAAGCGUCCACAGCCGCUUUAAAACUCUUAUUACCUCUUACACAGGAUACUACUGAUUUUGUUCGACAAGGGGCUCUUCUUGGAUUGGGUUUGCUAUUAGUACAAGCCAGUUCUACAGCUUUAUUAGAAGAAAACGUUCAAUCAGUUCGUGAUUUAAUUGUUCGAGUUGCAGCUGAUAAACACGAAGACACUAUAACACGUUUUGGAGCCAUUGUUAGUCAAGGACUUAUAGAUAUGGGGGGAAGAAACGGAACAAUAAGUUUUUAUUCUUUAACCAACGCUUUCCGUUCUGAGAGUGCUGUCGGGCUUGCAAUGUUUUGUCAGCUGUGGUUUUGGUAUCCAUACAUUCUUAUAGGCUCUUUAGCUUUUCAAGCCACAGCCCUUAUAGGACUUGCCCCUGAUUUAACGGCACCAAGCGAUUUUCGUGUGGGAUCUCUUGUUUCUCCUGGAACAUUUUCGUACAUUGAACCAGUUGAAAAAGCAGAGAAAAAAGAAAAAUCUGUAGUUGUUACUGCGGUUUUGUCUGGUACGUCACGCAGGCGGCAGCAUGAGCAAAUGCGAAAGUUAAUAAAUUCUGCUGCGAAAACUACAAAAACAUUCUCUGAUUACCAAGAAGACGUAGAAAUGGUUAAACCCACAGCUGUGUCAGACGCUGUCGCUCAAAUCAAAGUUUCGUCAUCGGAAACGCCUAAUGUUCAUCUUGCGGAUACUGUAGAAAAAAAAAAAAUACCGCCACUAGAAAAUUUACCAUCGUCCUUAACUUUACUUCGAAAUCCUUGUCGCGUUGUUGCGUUGGAAGAAAAGUACAUUCUGGUUAAUUUUCCAGAAUCUGCUUGGGUUCCGUUCGAUUUGGAACGCAAAAGCGGUGUUGUUAUGUUGAAACAAGUUGUGUCAAAAACGUCAACAUCUGAUUCUUCGGAUGUUGAUAUGACCCAAAAGCUAGAGUAACAGUCUGUUUAUAAAGAGUUAAAUGUUUUACAUGAGUCUACCUAUAUUAUUAAAGUUUUAAAGAUACAAUGUUUUUUUUAAUAUAUACAACCAGUACCAUAAUCAAAAUAUUCAGUUAAGCGUAACU